AUGCCCACGGAACUCUCCCGGGCCGUGAGAAUGCACGCCAUCUCCGACCUCCACUCCUCCCUCACUCUGCGACUCCUCAACAAGGGUCCCGAGUACCUCCGCAGGCAACUGGAGGCUGGCAGCCCGGGCAGGAAGAGUGCCGUGGAGAGGCUGGCAGCCGAUAAGGCCAAGUACGUAAAAAGUCAGCAGGUCAUCAGCACCAAGCAGGAACCCGUCAUCGUGCUCAGCUCGGCCUCGGAGAGCAGCAGCGAGACCUGUUCGGUGGAGAGCAAAAAAAUCAGCAGGGACUUCGGCAGAGGGAAAGGCGCGAAGCCCCUGGAUCUGGCUAAGGCGGUGUACUCCUGCCGUGCCCCCUCCAUAGCCAGGCGCAGCACCCCCAAGAGGCAGAUGCGGCCGGAUUCCCUGGUGAUUUACCGCCAGAAAUGCGAGUUUGGGAGAGGUCAAAGCCAGGACACCUCACGGGGGAGUUUGGUGAGGAGGAUCUUCCAAGGGUCUGUAAAGGAGAAGCAGCUGGCUCCCCCUGAGAUGCCCAGAGUCAUGGAGGACACCGUAGCCACCGAGAGCAAAGAGCUUCUCUCGGCACCAAACAGUGAUCAUGAGCCAAGCAACCAUGGAGUAGAGCAAACCAUCGCUGUAAGCACCAAAACCCCAGGGAUAUGUACAAAAGAGCAUGAGAGUCCCUCAAAACUGAGUAUACCUCCUGAGGAGGUCAAGGAGGUGAAGAGGAGAGGUCUCCAUCGCUCUCAGUCAGACAUCAGCUCUCGCUACUCCAAAUCCUUCUCCGAGUUUGAUACAUUUUUCAAGUACUGUGGCCUGGAGCAGGAGGUCAUUGAGGAUAUCGGGAGAGAGAACUUCUCCGUGGUGUCCGACAAUGUCUCCUUCAAGAUCCGCAGCAUCAGUGUGGCAACGUCCGAGAGCGACUUCACGCGACACAGCGGGGACGAGGGGCUGCUGGAGGAUGAACUCACAGAACAGGUCCCGAGCAGCACAUCCGUGAUUGAGCGCAACGCUCGAAUAAUCAAAUGGCUGUACACGUGUAAGAAAGCCAAGGAGUCUAACAAGGUGAUCCAGGAACUGGCGUGA
This is a messenger RNA of Mesitornis unicolor (brown roatelo), 1083 nucleotides long. It is a transcript of the gene FAM110D, whose product is annotated as family with sequence similarity 110, member D. Gene Ontology annotation, biological process: positive regulation of cell migration; regulation of cell projection assembly. Gene Ontology annotation, molecular function: alpha-tubulin binding. The transcript has a single exon. Bases 1 to 1083 code for a protein of 360 amino acids. Lineage: Eukaryota; Metazoa; Chordata; Aves; Mesitornithiformes; Mesitornithidae. Gene Ontology annotation, cellular component: cell cortex. The record is from RefSeq and is a predicted model, not a curated record.